AUGGCCACGCUCGAAGAGUUAAAAGAAACACUUCGUUCGAACAUCAGACUAGAUACAACCUCUUCAAAGAAGACGCUAUCGGAUAGCCAAUACAGGGCCGGCUUCAACGUAUUGGUGCAGGGCUCAACGAACUAUCAGAGCUUCAUUGUCCCGCAACUAUCUCAGCUACUGGCUCCACUACUCGAUUCAAGAGUCGAGAUCUCUGCACUCGAGAUUGGGCCCGGCCCAAAGAGUGUGUUAGGACGUCUUCCCUAUCACCAAAGGAGGAAGAUUCGAAAAUACACAGCUUUCGAGCCUAAUAGUCUGUUCGCGACUGAACUGGAAGCAUGGCUCUUGCCCGAUGACCAGGCAAAGUCAGUGCUUCCUUGUUUAGAAACUCCAGUCUGCAUCCACCGGGUACCCUUUGCGAUGCAUGACAACACAGGGAGCGUCAACGACAAUCACAUGCAUGAUGGAGGAAAACCUUACGACCUAAUUCUCCUUUGCCAUAGCAUGUAUGCCAUGCGAUCAAAACGCAGCGUCGUCGAGCAGGCGCUGGAGAUGCUCAGGAAGCAAGGAGGUGAAAUGGUGGUCGUUUUCCAUCGUGACGGAGCUCUGCACCUUGACGGUCUAGUAUGUCACCAAAGUGCCUCUUUCCCUACCGGAGUCGUCAGGGUGGCAGAUGAUGAUAAGGUGUUGGACGACUUUGCUUCCUUCAUCGCAGGGUUCACGAUGCGGGAUGAAGAGGUGCGAAAGUCUCUUCACACGGAGUGGCGUAAAGCAUGUCGUACCUUGGGCCGUCACGAGGAAGCUCAUCCUAAACAUCUGUCGUUCAGCUCGCCCGAUAUACUGGUGGCCUUCAAUCGACAUGCAACCGAAUUGUCACAGCUGACAGCGCAAGUACCAGCAAUCCAGAGCGACAGAUCAAUCAAGAAUCGAGAGGCCCGCUUGCAGCGCCCCGCAUCAAUCUAUAGGCCAGUGGAUAUCCAGCACAUACAGCUGUGCGUUCAGUGGGCCAUAAAGCAUAAAGUUGGCUUGACGGUGAUCGCGGGGGGUCACAGUGGCCACUGUGUCCGGAAUAACGUUGUCUCGAUCGACAUGAGUGCUUUCGACCAAGCAUACGUGCUUACAACAGAAGAGAAGCCCAAAACCACCGAACUGGACUGCCGUGCUUUGGUCGUCGUCGAAGCUGGCUGCACGACAGGAGAUGUCAUCGGAAAGGCCAUGGCAGCGGGCGUAACGGUACCCUUAGGAUCUCGUCCGAGUGUAGGUGCGGGACUGUGGCUACAAGGCGGCAUCGGACACCUCGCUAGAUUGCACGGCCUCGCCUGCGAUGCCAUCAUUGGUGCCGUGGUGGUCAGUGUCGAGUCUGGUGAAGUUCUUUGCGUCGGGUAUGUGCCAAGUCAACAUCGACCUGCUGUGUCUGUGUGCCCGGAAAACGAAGACGACAUGCUGUGGGCCAUGAAAGGCGCAGGGACAAACUUUGGCAUCGUAGUCAGCGUGACCUUCAAGGCUUAUGCAGCACCGACCUAUGUGGUUCGAAAUUGGGUCGUAUCUUUGAGUGGCGAUCUCGAGGCGCAGGCAAAGCUUAGCAGAUUUUGUUGCGGUAUCAGACUGCUGCAAUAUACGUUGCACAUGAGCCUCAAUACACACGGUUGUAACGGGUCAUGUUUAGCACGUUUCAAGUCAUGUAUAUACCGUCACCUCCUAGCUAGAUAUCAACACAGCGCAGUUUUCCAUCGACCCGAUAGUCCUAUGUUAUUGUUUACCAUAGCUAUCAGUAUUAUACAGUGGCAGUUGCCGCUACAGUUAUGA
This is a messenger RNA of Macroventuria anomochaeta, 1794 nucleotides long. RefSeq names its product FAD-binding domain-containing protein. The record is from RefSeq and is a predicted model, not a curated record. The transcript has a single exon. The coding region runs from base 1 to 1794 and encodes 597 amino acids. Lineage: Eukaryota; Fungi; Ascomycota; Dothideomycetes; Pleosporales; Didymellaceae. Gene Ontology annotation, molecular function: FAD binding.